CGGAGGAAGUUGAUAAGUCUCUUAGGAAGCCAUAUUGAAGACAUAUGACGAUAUGUUACCUGUCCAUGAUAAAUGAAAACCGGCUGGAAAUUAUAAUUGUUUGAAUCGCUAUUCAGCAUAUGCAGACACACAAGGGAAGACAUCGUUAGAUUUUGUCUAAGUGGAACGAAAUACGCCCAGCUGUCCAGAUGAUGCGAUCACUGACAACGCCGACUCCAAAGCGGCUUCGGGAUCUAAUACGAGAAAUAAGGUCAGCUAGAACAGCUGCCGAUGAGCGCGGAGUCGUGCAGAAAGAAUGUGCAGCAAUACGGGAAUCCUUUCGGGAUCAAGAUAACACAUACAGAUGUCGCAACCUAGCCAAGCUUCUUUAUAUCCACAUGUUGGGUUACCCUGCUCAUUUUGGCCAGCUGGAAUGUUUGAAACUGAUUGCCUCCCCGAAGUUUACAGACAAAAGGAUUGGCUAUCUUGGUGCCAUGUUGUUGUUGGAUGAGCGACAGGAUGUGCAUCUAUUGGUCACUAACUCACUGAAGAAUGACCUUAGCCAUCAAACCCAGUAUAUUCAGAGCCUUGCCCUGUGUACACUUGGUUCCAUCUGUUCCACAGAGAUGAGCCGUGACUUGGCAGGGGAGAUCGAAAAGAUGAUAAAAUCAUCCAACGCUUAUGUGAAGAAAAAGGCAAUACUGAGUGCAUUUUGCAUUAUAAGGAAAGUUCCAGAUCUCAUGGAGAUGUUCAUCCCUGCUACCAGGACAUUAUUGAAUGAGAAAAACCAUGGAGUUCUUCUCACAUCUGUGUGUCUGAUCACAGAGAUGUGUGAGCGUAGCCCAGACACUCUGCACCACUUCCGGAAGGUUAGGACUGUACCACAGCUGGUGCGCAUUCUGAAGAACCUGAUCAUGGCAGGGUACUCACCUGAACACGACGUUUCUGGUGUCAGCGAUCCCUUCCUACAGGCCAAGAUUUUGAGACUCCUGCGAAUACUUGGAAAGAAUGACACAGAAGCAAGUGAAACAAUGAACGACAUCCUUGCCCAGGUUGCCACAAACACAGACACCAGUAAGAAUGUUGGGCAUGCUAUCCUGUAUGAGAUUGUCCUUACCAUCAUGGGUAUACAGUCUGAAGCUGGUCUAAGGGUACUAGCCGUAAACAUUUUGGGCAGAUUCUUAUUGAACAAUGAUAAAAAUAUCAGAUACGUAGCCUUGAACACAUUAUUACGAGUGGUACAAGCUGACUAUAAUGCCGUACAGAGACACAGAACAACAAUAGUGGAUUGUCUCAAAGACCCUGACAUUUCAAUUAGGAAGCGUGCCAUGGAACUGUCUUUUGCAUUAGUGAAUACUGGAAAUGUGCGUGGCAUGAUGAAAGAGCUUCUACACUUUUUAGAAACAUGUGACCCAGAGUUCAAGGCCGAUGUUAGCUCUAACAUAAUCUUAGUCGCUGAAAAACACUCUCCAAACAAGCGUUGGCAUAUAGACACGAUCGUAAAGGUUCUAACCACGGCUGGAAACUAUGUACAAGAUGACAUGGUGUCAUUAUUGAUCCAACUAAUAGCGGAGACAACCUCCUUGCAUGGCUACACGGUGAAGACCAUGUUCGAACAGCUCCAGUGUGACAUCACACAACAGCCCCUCACACAAGUGGCUACUUGGUGUAUAGGGGAGUACGGGGAACAGUUGCUGUUGGACCAACCUGACGAGGAGGAACCCAUGCAGUUCACUGAAGAGGAGGUGGUGAUAGUGUUAGAGAAGGUCCUUACCAACAACAACUCUACAGAGGUCACCAAGGAGUACUGUAUCACAGCAAUCAUGAAGCUUAGCUCCAGAUUUAGAACGUCAAUGGGACGAAUCAAGAAGUUGAUCGAGUAUUACAGUACAAGUGUCAAUGUGGAGUUACAGCAGAGGUCUGUAGAGUACACAUCUGUCUUCACAAAGUUUGACCACAUGAGGUCAGCAUUAUUGGAACAGAUGCCUUUGAUUGAGAAAAGUCGAAGUAAAAACAUGUUAUCUAAUGAGGACGAGGGAAUGGGUAAUGAAAUGGAUCUCUUUAACUCCGAGAAACCAGGAGGUGGCGAUGUUGGUAUAAAACUUCUAGAUACUGCAAAACAGAGCACACAACAGAGCACACACCAGACAGAGGGUCAAAAUAUACUAGACCUUUUAGGGGACCUUGGCCCUUCACCGGUGAUACCUAUCAACCCAGGACCCUCCAAAUCAGCGGGAGCCAAUGACCUCCUGGACCUCUUAGGGGAUGUAGCAAAUGCUGCUUCCGGCAAUCCAGUAAACAAUAUGGUUCCUGCCCCCAAUCACAAUUUGAUGGACAGUUUAUUAGGUGCCACAACACCUAGUGCCCAGAUGAACGGUGGAACAACAGGGUUAGAAACUUUAACAGCGUUUAAUAAGAAUGGCCUGUUAAUUGAGUUUAUGUGUGAGCGAGAUGAAGCACAGGAUCACAUUAUCACAGUCAAUGUCAAAGCCACCAAUUCCACAGCCACCUCAAUGGCCGAUUUUGUCUUUCAGGCGGCUGUACCAAAAUCAUUCCAAUUACAAUUACUGUCCCCCUCUUCGAAUGUUAUUCCUCCCAUGAAUGAUGGUGCCGUUACACAAGUCAUCAAACUUAACAAUCCACAAAAGCAACCCAUUAGAAUGAGAAUUAAAGUUUCCUAUGUUCAAAAUGGCAAUGCCAUAGCAGACACAGGUGAAAUGAAUUCCUUUCCCAAACUUCUAUGGGAAUGAUGCCAGCUCGACAGUGUACCAGCUGCCAAAUAAACUACAGGAUUAUUGAUAAACAACAAAAGUGUGCAAAUUGGAAUUCACAAGAGAGGAAAUUCACUCUUGGACAUUCUCCGACUCCGGUCCACAGGAGGUAUCAAGUUGGCCUAACACUCACAGUUGGUCUAGGCAACAAUUUCUUCAGUCAUGUGACCUUCUUGCAGGCGGGCUCUGCCUUGGUCACAUUCCUUCACGGCCCGUUGUGGAUAUGAGACACAGAAGUCUUAUAAAACCUUCAGUGUUGCUAGUCAUUCCCAGGGAUCCGCGCAUAAACACGAUUUGCAAUGUUUUAUUGAAGACAACAAGAAUGUUGUUUACGGAGGAGAUAUGGCAGAGAAGGAGAUGUAUUUAGCAAUGUACCAAUUUUUGAUAUUUAUAAAUGUGCUAGGAGCCAUCUGUGGUGUAUUUUGGUCCUGUUCCAGAGAGAAAGGGUGUUGAAUGAAAGGCUGUGAGAAGUAUACAGUGAUCAGACCACGAGUAGGACCAUUUACCUCCAACAUACACAUGGGAUUCGUUUUAUUGUCAGUUAAUAUAAAAUGCAUUAUUUUUUCCAAAGAAAAAUACAGUAUUUAGUUAGAUGUUACAAGUCUUAAAGAAAAAUAAAUGUCUUCCUGAAGUCUUUCACCUGAAGAAAUGCUUUAUGUUCUUUGAUUGGUUGUACCUUUAUAGUAAAUGACGGAUACAAAAAAUAUGAUGGGAACAAUUUUUUACAUGGUAAUGUAAAGACGUACAAUUCUGGAUGAAUCCUGAUUUUAGAUAUAUAUAUUGAACUACUCUAUGUGUAUCAUUGUUAACCCUUUCACCCCUAGGUAACUUUAGUAGACUCUACCAUACAUUUAUAUGGACGAGUCCAUUAUGGUCUACAGUGGUGAAAGGGUUAAAUAAGAAAAUGUAACGGGUGAACCCUACAGCUGCUCACUGUCCUGGAUGUAUUGGGGAGCUACCUGUUCAGUAUUCGGGUCUGAUCGUGACGUACAAGAGAGGAAUAGUGAUGAAGACUAAUUAUUUUACCUAGUGCUAUAAAGUGAUACUUUCAUCUUUGAUCUUGCUUUGUCCAGUCCUGAUCACAGUGAAGAAUAGUUCUUUGUUUUGUUCACCAAAUGUAUCUCAUAUUAUAAUUGUAAACAUUUGGAUUGUGAGGCGACACUGAACACGAGAGUACAUAGGUAAUAUAAACAGUCGAGGGUUUCUUUCUCGGUACACAAAUGUAAUAUAUUUAUUGUGUGCGACAAAUAUGUAAAUGUAGUCAUUGUUACAUGUCUUACACCACACUGAUCAUGUAAUAUCAUUAUUUAAGUCCGUCAAAAUUUGUACUGGCUAUGGAUAGCUACUGGUAAUUUGAAUCAAGGGGGAAAAUGUAGUCGAACCAUUUAAUAACAGUUAUCACGAUCGGCAAAAAAAGAGUGCAGUUUCAGUAUUUUGAACAAUCAAUUCACCUGUUGAAAACAAUGCUCAAUAUCAAAUUUUCUGGUCAAAUGCAAAUCAUUGAAUCAUGAUCAUGAUUAUGUAUUUAACUUGAACAUAUGUAGGUCUAUUUAAUAGCACAAAAGCUGAUGCAAUGUACAUGCACAUACUGUGAACAUAGAUUGUGAUGCUCAUAUGUUUCCACAGAAAUUUUCUCCAAUGUGUAAAAUUAACUACUAAGGAGAGAGAACAAUUAUCACAUUUACAGUAUACAUGUCUGAAGCAAAACUAGCAAUAAAGCUAUUAAACUUAAAUUUUUAAAGAUCAGUUGGGUUAGACAGGAUAUCUGAUUGAGUUAAUAUUAUACAAAGUUCAACUGUAUUUGUUUCAGUAACAUUUGACACUUUGCUAUAAAAUACAAACAAAAAAUGUGCAAAAUGUGGAUUUAUGUUAAUUAACCUGUAAGUAAAUGGCAGGACAUGUACAAAUGGGUGAUUUAAGAGGUGACUGGUUACAGCUGGAAAUAAUGGGUUUCAAUUUCCAGAGGUCAUGUGUUUAGAGGUCAUGUGUUUAGAGGUCAUUAGAUAGACUUGGUACCUAGAACCAUGUGAACAUUUGGCUGUGUGGUGCUCACCUUGAUGCACAUUAAAUAUUUGUGUCCUUAGGACGUUAGAAGUUUGUUUUGUUUUACAUACCAUAUUAAAGGUUAAAAACCUAAAGAGGCUAAAUCUGAAAUAUCAAUGGCAAAAGAGUGUUUGUUACUGAAAAACUACUUGAAAUAUUGUGGAUCUUUGUCUGUAAAAGCUUGGGGUUUUCUAAAUGGUCAACACACACAGGAAACAUGAGUUUAGGUACAGUGAAUACAAAUUUUAAAUAAAAUGUUCAUGGACGUAUGAAUUUCUGCAUGAAAUCAAGUAUAUGAAGUGUUCCAAAGAGUACAUGUAUACAUCUAUAUGUAUUUAUUACGUUAGGGAACACAUAGAGUGGCAGGGUACAGUGUAUAGCCGUAGGAUGACUAAACUUUUCUUAGACCUUUGAAUGAAUUGCAUGUCUAUAAAAUAGUUGAAGAAUACCACGAUUGACUGAGCAGUAUAUGUUCAUCUCGAGAACGAGUUUAAUGAUUUACCGGUACUUUUCAGAACUAUUAAAUGUACGAAUACGAGAAUCACAAUUUCAAUGCUGAAUUUUAAUGCAAAAUUUUGGACGAAAUUAGCUAGUUAACAUUUUAUAGUGAAGAUAUCUACAUUCAUAGAGAUGUCCACAGUAGUACUAGUGUGUAAAGAAAUCUACAACAACUAAGAUCUGACCAGGUCAGGUAUCAAAGGUUAAAAUUCAACCGUCUUAUCCUAUUGUCAUCUAAACCUGUAGCACAAGUCAUAAAACUCGACAACUUCUAUGUACGUGAUAAUUUUGAUCUUCUGUCAUUUAUGAUUUCUAAUGAACAAUGUAUGAUUCUAUGCAUUUGUGUUGAUCAUGAUCAUCUGCAUAAUUGUGUUUUCAUUGUGAUGGACGAUUCAGGUUUGCAGAAUUUGCGGUAACUAUAUAAAUGCAUUGUCGUGAUAUGGUCAAAUAUGUGUUAAAUUUUGGUGUUAAAUAAAAUUUUAAACCAAGUCCAGCAAAACCCCAUUAUUUCUCCAACUUUUGUUCUGGUGAAGUUUUGGCAUUCUAAAGGGUUUUGCUAUACUUUAGGGGAAAUGUGAGGAAAAAGGAAAAGGUGACCUUAAAAUAUAGCAGUACAUAAGGCGUCAGACAAAACAGGCAUUAAGAAUUCACUGUGGUUUAUCAAAGACUUGUCUACACAAGCAAAAUUGAAAUUCAUAUUGCUGAAAAUUUGAGGCUAUCAAAUCCCAUGGGAAUUAAGUAAAUGGAAUUUUUGUUUAUGUAUAAAAGGCAGUUUACAAGACUUGAAGUGUAUGUUUGCAGAAUAAAGUUGUACGGUGAAUCUGAUGUAUGAUUAAAUGGUUAAGAUUGAUUAGGAACCCUUGACUAGGAUGCAUCAAUGCUGCGGAAAUAAGUCAUCCCUAUCGCUUUAUUAUUGAUGCUUAGUUGGUCAACAACCAAUGCAUACCUAGGACCAUUACAUGAUGUUGAUGUAUGUAAGACAGAAGUGCUAAGUGUACUGAAGGAGCGUGUAACAAUGUUGUCAGGGCUAGUUUUUGUCCAUGUUUAAUUGAGUAUGAAUUAACAUAAAGGCUUUCAAUAUUUUGCUCAUUCAUUUGAAAAUUCAAAUAGUGCAUAUGCAUGAAACAAAAAUCUUUAAGUGUGUCCUUGUGAUGCAUAAUUUGAAAGUGUUAAACAGUAUGAAACUAGGGGAGAAUUAUCUCUGCGUCCUGCUUCUGUAUGUAGAUAACUCUUGAAGUAGACAGUAGUAAUAAUGAAAGUUCAACACAAUAAUGGGAUUGUAAUAUAUAAUCAAUUAAACUCCUUGAGGUUAUAAUUAUAGAUUUGUUUGGGUUAAAAUGGAUUAGACAUGUUACCAGUGACUACAGAGACUGUUCCAGGUUAAAUAUAUAAGCAGUCUUCUAGGGAUGUGGGUAUAUUAUUGACAGUGCAGGUUGUGUGGCUUCCAUGGCUUCACCAGUACGUCAGCUACACCAGUAUGUCGGCUACACCAGUACGUGAAGUACUCGUGGCUUCACCAGUACGUCGGUUACUCGUGGCUUCACCAGUACGUCAGCUACUCGUGGCUUCACCAGUUCGUCGGCUACUCGUGGCUUCACCAGUACGUCGGCUACUCGUGGCUUCACCAGUACGUCUGUUACUCGUGGCUUCACCAGUACGUGGCUACUCGUGGCUUCACCAGUACGUCGGUUACUCGUGGCUUCACCAGUACGUUGGCUACUCGUCGCUUCACCAGUACGUCGGUUACUCAUGGCUUCACCAGUACGUCGGUUACUCGUGGCUUCACCAGUACGUCAGCUACUCGUGGCUUCACCAGUUCGUCGGCUACUCUUGGCUUCACCAGUACGUCGGUUACUCGUGGCUUCACCAGUACGUCGGCUACUCGUGGCUUCACCAGUACGUCAGCUACUUGAUAAAUAACAUGAUUCCUAUGUACAAUUAAAAGUCCAUGGUUCUUUUUUAGGAUUUAAUGAUGCAUCAUGACAAAUUUAUUUGAAUUAAACACACGCUUUUGUAUUUUUCAUCAAGAUACAGCUUAUGAAUUAUAGUGAUUGUUUGGUGGUGCUAAAUUCUUGCUGUGUCUGGAUGAAUCAUGAUGAUUAAGCAAUUUCCAAUUUAGAAUUGAAAAGAACUGUUAACGUUUUAAAAAAAAAAGAAAAAAUGGAAAGGUGCAGUGAACAUUUAUAUUUCAGAGAUACAAGAGUUCUAGAUGUUUUAUACAUGUAUAUUGGUACCCUUCUUGUAUGUUUUCAAAAAUAAAUAUUUAAAAAAAAAUAUGUUAACUUGUAAACACAACAAGCUUCAGAACUAAAAUGUUCACACACCAGGCCUACUUGAAUAUAGGUAAAAUCUAUGUAUAUCUACUCAACUGUAAACAAAUCCAUUCUAUUUAUCAUUACAUGUCUUGUAUCUCACAUUGUUAUUGAUUUCAUCUUUUUUGUUACAUUCAUCUCGGCUGUAAUUGAUUAAACAGAACAAAGCAGUCCAAGGUGUUGUUGUUAUACUUAACCAAUGAUGUAGCUCAACAGUACCGAUACAGCUCUGACUUAAUGCUGCACCAAUGAUGUAGCUCAACAGUACUGAUACAGCUCUGACUUAAUGCUGCACCACUGAUGUAGCUCAACAGUACUGAUACAGCUCUGACUUAAUGCUGCACCACUGAUGUAGCUCAACAGUACUGAUACAGCUCUGACUUAAUGCUGCACCACUGAUGUAGCUCAACAGUACUGAUACAGCUCUGACUUAAUGCUGCACCACUGAUGUAGCUCAACAGUACUGAUACAGCUCUGACUUAAUGCUGCACCACUGAUGUAGCUCAACAGUACUGAUACAGCUCUGACUUAAUGCUGCACCACUGAUGUAGCUCAACAGUACUGAUACAGCUCUGACUUAAUGCUGCACCACUGAUGUAGCUCAACAGUACUGAUACAGCUCUGACUUAAUGCUGCACCACUGAUGUAGCUCAACAGUACUGAUACAGCUCUGACUUAAUGCUGCACCACUGAUGUAGCUCAACAGUACUGAUACAGCUCUGACUUAAUGCUGCACCACUGAUGUAGCUCAACAGUACUGAUACAGCUCUGACUUAAUGCUGCACCACUGAUGUAGCUCAACAGUACUGAUACAGCUCUGACUUAAUGCUGCACCACUGAUGUAGCUCAACAGUACUGAUACAGCUCUGACUUAAUGCUGCACCACUGAUGUAGCUCAACAGUACUGAUACAGCUCUGACUUAAUGCUGCACCACUGAUGUAGCUCAACAGUACUGAUACAGCUCUGACUUAAUGCUGCACCACUGAUGUAGCUCAACAGUACUGAUACAGCUCUGACUUAAUGCUGCACCACUGAUGUAGCUCAACAGUACUGAUACAGCUCUGACUUAAUGCUGCACCACUGAUGUAGCUCAACAGUACUGAUACAGCUCUGACUUAAUGCUGCACCACUGAUGUAGCUCAACAGUACUGAUACAGCUCUGACUUAAUGCUGCACCACUGAUGUAGCUCAACAGUACUGAUACAGCUCUGACUUAAUGCUGCACCACUGAUGUAGCUCAACAGUACUGAUACAGCUCUGACUUAAUGCUGCACCACUGAUGUAGCUCAACAGUACUGAUACAGCUCUGACUUAAUGCUGCACCACUGAUGUAGCUCAACAGUACUGAUACAGCUCUGACUUAAUGCUGCACCACUGAUGUAGCUCAACAGUACUGAUACAGCUCUGACUUAAUGCUGCACCACUGAUGUAGCUCAACAGUACUGAUACAGCUCUGACUUAAUGCUGCACCACUGAUGUAGCUCAACAGUACUGAUACAGCUCUGACUUAAUGCUGCACCACUGAUGUAGCUCAACAGUACUGAUACAGCUCUGACUUAAUGCUGCACCACUGAUGUAGCUCAACAGUACUGAUACAGCUCUGACUUAAUGCUGCACCACUGAUGUAGCUCAACAGUACUGAUACAGCUCUGACUUAAUGCUGCACCACUGAUGUAGCUCAACAGUACUGAUACAGCUCUGACUUAAUGCUGCACCACUGAUGUAGCUCAACAGUACUGAUACAGCUCUGACUUAAUGCUGCACCACUGAUGUAGCUCAACAGUACUGAUACAGCUCUGACUUAAUGCUGCACCACUGAUGUAGCUCAACAGUACUGAUACAGCUCUGACUUAAUGCUGCACCACUGAUGUAGCUCAACAGUACUGAUACAGCUCUGACUUAAUGCUGCACCACUGAUGUAGCUCAACAGUACUGAUACAGCUCUGACUUAAUGCUGCACCACUGAUGUAGCUCAACAGUACUGAUACAGCUCUGACUUAAUGCUGCACCACUGAUGUAGCUCAACAGUACUGAUACAGCUCUGACUUAAUGCUGCACCACUGAUGUAGCUCAACAGUACUGAUACAGCUCUGACUUAAUGCUGCACCACUGAUGUAGCUCAACAGUACUGAUACAGCUCUGACUUAAUGCUGCACCACUGAUGUAGCUCAACAGUACUGAUACAGCUCUGACUUAAUGCUGCACCACUGAUGUAGCUCAACAGUACUGAUACAGCUCUGACUUAAUGCUGCACCACUGAUGUAGCUCAACAGUACUGAUACAGCUCUGACUUAAUGCUGCACCACUGAUGUAGCUCAACAGUACUGAUACAGCUCUGACUUAAUGCUGCACCACUGAUGUAGCUCAACA
Messenger RNA from Mizuhopecten yessoensis (Yesso scallop), 9974 nucleotides. RefSeq names its product AP-1 complex subunit gamma-1-like. Gene Ontology annotation, molecular function: clathrin-cargo adaptor activity. NCBI's taxonomy places the organism in Eukaryota, Metazoa, Mollusca, Bivalvia, Pectinida, Pectinidae. Gene Ontology annotation, cellular component: AP-1 adaptor complex; membrane coat; Golgi apparatus. Bases 189 to 2729 code for a protein of 846 amino acids. The transcript has 22 exons. Gene Ontology annotation, biological process: receptor-mediated endocytosis; Golgi to vacuole transport; intracellular protein transport. The record is from RefSeq and is a predicted model, not a curated record.